Molecule: messenger RNA, 1395 nt
Organism: Oryza sativa Japonica Group (Japanese rice)
Lineage: Eukaryota; Viridiplantae; Streptophyta; Magnoliopsida; Poales; Poaceae
Source: RefSeq, a predicted model, not a curated record
AAGGGCGAAAGGCGCAGUCAAAGAGAGUCACAUAAAAGGCAGGGCAGUUAGGGGAAGCAGGCAAGGCAAGCGAGUUGGGAGGAGGACCAGCGAGCAACCAGCCCCCCGCCCCCAAUGGCGGCAGCAGCAGCUUUGCCCACCGCUGCCGCUUUUGCCCACCUCUCCUCCGAUUAAUCCCCUCCCCUCCUCUUCCUCCCACUUCUCCGCCUCCUCUUCCUCCCCUCGCCGACCCUACCUACUCGCGCCGCCGCCGUCGCAUUGGGCGGCAAACGGAGGGGGGGUUAACCCUGAUGGAGCAGUACGAGAAGGAGGAGAAGAUUGGGGAGGGCACGUACGGGGUGGUGUACAGGGCGCGGGACAAGGUCACCAACGAGACGAUCGCGCUCAAGAAGAUCCGGCUUGAGCAGGAGGAUGAGGGCGUCCCCUCCACCGCAAUCCGCGAGAUCUCGCUCCUCAAGGAGAUGCAUCACGGCAACAUCGUCAGGUUACACGAUGUUAUCCACAGUGAGAAGCGCAUAUAUCUUGUCUUUGAGUAUCUGGAUCUGGACCUAAAGAAGUUCAUGGACUCUUGUCCAGAGUUUGCGAAAAACCCCACUUUAAUUAAGUCAUAUCUCUAUCAGAUACUCCGCGGCGUUGCUUACUGUCAUUCUCAUAGAGUUCUUCAUCGAGAUUUGAAACCUCAGAAUUUAUUGAUAGAUCGGCGUACUAAUGCACUGAAGCUUGCAGACUUUGGUUUAGCCAGGGCAUUUGGAAUUCCUGUCCGCACGUUUACUCACGAGGUUGUAACCUUGUGGUAUAGAGCUCCAGAGAUCCUUCUUGGAUCAAGGCAGUAUUCUACACCAGUUGAUAUGUGGUCAGUUGGUUGUAUCUUUGCAGAAAUGGUGAACCAGAAACCACUGUUCCCUGGUGAUUCUGAGAUUGAUGAAUUAUUUAAGAUAUUCAGGGUACUAGGAACUCCAAAUGAACAAAGUUGGCCAGGAGUUAGCUCAUUACCUGACUACAAGUCUGCUUUCCCCAAGUGGCAAGCACAGGAUCUUGCAACUAUUGUCCCUACUCUUGACCCUGCUGGUUUGGACCUUCUCUCUAAAAUGCUUCGGUACGAGCCAAACAAAAGGAUCACAGCUAGACAGGCUCUUGAGCAUGAAUACUUCAAGGACCUUGAGAUGGUACAAUGACCCUGCUAUGGCUUUACAUUGGAUUGGCAUAUGUAUGGGCUGGGCUCCUCAUUUCAUUCCUUCUGUGAACGCUGUGCCCUUCGUUUGGGCAUUUUUGUCAUUCAGCUGGAUAUUUCAAAUCUUGUGUGUUUGAUAUGUAUUCAGGAACGCUAAAUAGAUCACCGUCUUGGUCUCUAUUUGUUCAGAGUAAAUAUCUUCCAAUGCUGCCUUUCAGUUUCCA